Molecule: messenger RNA, 1053 nt
Organism: Postia placenta MAD-698-R-SB12
Lineage: Eukaryota; Fungi; Basidiomycota; Agaricomycetes; Polyporales; Adustoporiaceae
Exons: 2
Source: RefSeq, a predicted model, not a curated record
AAUCUGCGUCCUGGCACUCCCGUGCUGUCUCUCCCAGCUCUCGCCUUCCCCAAACUGUCGCCAGUACAAGUCAAGCAGGAGGAGAUCCUGAUCUCCCUGCAGACCCUGCACCAGAGCCAGAGCCUGAAGAGAGGAGUGCGAGUGAAGAAGGAAUCUCGGAGCCCGAGCAUACACUUCAUGGUUGGGCCGCAUCACCGGACACGCUCCCCUCCACGCCUCCAGUCCCUCUCCUAUGUGACACCGCCUCCGGGCUUUCUUCAGUGCCUUCACCGUCGUCGCUGCCGCAAGGCCGCUCACACACUUGCUCCCCCCAAAGUCCACCUGGCGGACAGCCACAACCACCGCCUCCGCCCCUGGGCCAUCCUCUGCAGUCCUUUGUCCCCCUCGUCGCCGAUAAUGUCCUCCCCUGCUGCCGUCCCUGAUAAGGAGACGUUGAAGCUCCUCCUCCCGCUCCGAUAUGACGGGAAGUCAGUGGUCGAAUGCAACCGCUUCAUCUCGCAGUUGCUCAUCUACUGGACGAUCAACACGGCCCUCUCUUCCCUCGAGCUGAAGAUCCAGGUUGCCCUCAGUCUCCUCGACGGUGAUACGCGAGCUUGGGCCACCCCCAUCUUCUCCCAGCUCGCCUCUGUCCAAAUCGGGAUCCAGGGAGCGACAACCCCCUUCGCCGACGAAAAAGCCUUCCUUAAGGCAUUUAAGGCCCGUUUUGGCAACCUCGAUGAUGCUGCCGCGGCACAGGUAGAGCUCUCCAAGCUCUGUGCCGACAAAACCAUGCGCGAAAAGCGCACCGCCGCAGAGUUUUCUGCGCUGUUCAAGGGUCCGGCGGACCGUUCUGGGUAUGGGAACCUGGAACUACGCGACAAGUACCUGAGCAGCAUCCCUUCCCAUGUCUAUCGCAAACUCGAGCUCGAAACCUUUGCCACGUGGCAAGACGCUGACAAGCGUGCCACUGAGGUCGAGCAAAUCCUUGACGUCAGCCGGGCUCGUCGGCCUAAGCUGAACAGCUUCUUCUCGGCUCGAGGUCGAGGACGCGGAGGGGCCCGUGGUGGUGCGCCC